Sardina pilchardus (European sardine) is the source of this 2864-nucleotide messenger RNA. RefSeq names its product minichromosome maintenance complex component 4 (gene mcm4). The record is from RefSeq and is a predicted model, not a curated record. Gene Ontology annotation, biological process: DNA strand elongation involved in DNA replication; double-strand break repair via break-induced replication; mitotic DNA replication initiation. The transcript is spliced from 17 exons. Lineage: Eukaryota; Metazoa; Chordata; Actinopteri; Clupeiformes; Clupeidae. Gene Ontology annotation, molecular function: single-stranded DNA binding; single-stranded DNA helicase activity; ATP hydrolysis activity. Gene Ontology annotation, cellular component: nucleus; MCM complex. Bases 123 to 2693 code for a protein of 856 amino acids.
CGCCCGAGUGUCAUGAUUGGUGUAAUUCUUCGCGGGAAAUUUGCGUCACUGGGGCGAUUUCGCGCCAACUUCAUUGUCCUCGAAGAAGAACAUUGGAGCAGAAAAAAUAAUUCGUGCUCAAGAUGUCUUCGCCAACUUCAACACCAAGUCGCAAGCGGGGAAGAACCAGCAAUCCCUCAACACCUGGCAGUGAGGCCCUGUCCCCUCCCUCUCAGCGGGCCAGGUCCCAGGACACGUCCAUCGGGGACCUGCAGCCCAUGCCCACCUCCCCAGCCACAGACAUAUGCAGUCCCAACCCUCAGGACACGUCUCUCUUCUCCAGCCCUCGGCGCUCAGUGCUCCCCAGUGAAGUGGAUGUGAGCUCCCCGCUGCUUUAUGGGACGCCCAGCUCCCGCGUGGAGGGGACGCCCCGUAGCGGCAUCCGUGGAACUCCGGCUCGCCAGCGCCCCGAUCUUGGCUCGGUCAGGAAGGCCCCCCAGGUGGACCUCCACUCAGAACCUCCCUCUGGAGACAAUGCCGUGGCCAGCGACCAGGCUGCAGGGCAGAGGCUCGUCAUCUGGGGAACUGAUGUCAACGUAGGCACCUGCAAAGAAAAGUUUCAGCGAUUCCUGCAGCGCUUCAUCGAUCUCACCUCCAGAGAAGACGAGAAUGCUGGGCUGGAUCUCAACGAGCCCUUGUACAUGCAGAAACUGGACGAGAUCAGCGUUGUUGGGGAGCCCGUGCUGAAUGUGAACAGUGGCCACGUGCAGUCGUUUGAUGCCGAUCUGUACAGACAGCUCAUCUGCUAUCCCCAGGAAGUCAUUCCUACAUUUGAUAUGGCAGUCAACGAGCUCUUCUUCGAGCGUUACCCAGAUUCCAUGCUAGACCAUCAGAUCCAAGUGCGGCCAUACAACGCCCUCAAAACCAGAAACAUGCGCAGCCUCAACCCCGAAGACAUUGACCAGCUCAUCACCAUCAGCGGCAUGGUGAUCCGCUCGUCCCAGCUGAUCCCCGAGAUGCAGGAGGCCUUCUUCCGCUGCCAGGUGUGUGCGUUCAGCACGCGCGUGGAAGUGGACCGCGGCCGCAUCGCCGAGCCCGCCGUCUGCCGCAACUGCAACACCACCCACAGCCUGGCCCUGGUGCACAACCGCUCCGCCUUCUCCGACAAACAGAUGAUUAAGCUGCAGGAGUCUCCGGAGGACAUGCCUGCUGGUCAGACCCCUCACACCACGGUGGUGUACGCUCACAACGACCUUGUGGACAAAGUCCAGCCCGGAGACCGGAUCAACAUCACAGGCAUCUACAGGGCCGCCCCGAUGCGCGUGAACCCCAGGCAGAGCCAGGUGAAGGCCGUGUACAAGACGCACAUCGACGCCAUCCACUUCCGCAAGACGGACGAGCGGCGCCUGCACGGGGUGGACGAGGACGGCGACCAGAAGCUCUUCACCGAGGAGCGCGUGCAGACGCUCCGCGAGCUGGCCGGCAAGCCCGACGUCUACGAGCGCCUCUCCUCCGCCCUGGCGCCCAGCAUCUACGAGCACGAGGACAUUAAGAAGGGAAUCCUCCUGCAGCUCUUUGGCGGCACACGGAAGGACUUCAGCCAGACGGGCCGCGGCAACUUCCGCGCCGAGGUCAACAUCCUGCUCUGCGGCGACCCCGGCACCAGCAAGUCUCAGCUGCUGCAGUACGUCUUCAACCUGGUGCCGCGCGGCCAGUACACCUCAGGCAAGGGCUCCAGCGCCGUGGGCCUGACGGCGUACGUCAUGAAGGACCCCGAGACGCGGCAGCUGGUCCUGCAGACGGGCGCGCUGGUGCUCAGCGACAACGGCAUCUGCUGCAUCGACGAGUUCGACAAGAUGAGCGACAGCACGCGCUCGGUGCUGCACGAGGUCAUGGAGCAGCAGACGCUCUCCAUCGCCAAGGCUGGGAUCAUCUGUCAGCUCAAUGCUCGUACUUCCGUCUUGGCUGCCGCCAAUCCAGUGGAGUCUCAGUGGAACCCGAAAAAGACCACCAUCGAAAACAUUCAGCUGCCACACACACUCCUGUCCAGAUUUGACCUCAUCUUCCUGAUGCUGGACCCUCAGGAUGAGGCCUAUGACAGACGGCUAGCCCACCACUUGGUGGCGCUCUAUUACCAGAGCGAGGAGCAGAUCCAGGAGGAGCACUUGGACAUGGCCGUGCUGAAGGACUACAUUGCCUACGCCCGCACUUACAUCAACCCCAGGCUGAGUGAAGAAGCCAGCCAGGCACUUAUCGAGGCGUACGUGGACAUGAGGAAGAUCGGCAGUGGCCGGGGGAUGGUGUCCGCCUACCCACGUCAGCUGGAGUCCCUCAUCCGCCUGGCGGAGGCCCAUGCCAAGGUGCGCUUCUGUGAAAAGGUGGAGACCAUCGACGUGGAGGAAGCCAAGAGACUUCACAGGGAGGCCCUCAAGCAGUCAGCAACUGACCCAAGAACAGGAUUUGUGGACAUCUCUAUCCUCACAACAGGAAUGAGUGCUACUGCCAGAAAGAGGAAGGAGGAAAUUGCUCAAGCCCUCAAGAAAAUGAUUCAGGCAAAGGGCAAGACACCUGCCAUGAAAUAUCAGCAGCUAUUUGAUGACCUUCGGGGGCAGUCUGAAGCUGCCAUCACCAAGGACCUGUUCGACGAGGCUCUCCGAGCUUUGGCAGAUGAAGACUAUUUAACGGUCACAGGGAAAACUGUCCGCCUGUUGUAAAAUAAUGCUUUUGUGUGGAGGGAGUGACUAUUUUCUUUAUGCAAAUGUAGUAGCUUGCCCUUGCUGUCUCUGGUGAUCUGUUUGGAUCUAUCUGUUCCUUGUUGAAAAUAAUGAAUGAAUAAAUACUAGUUUGUUUCCUUUUGUAAUGCAAUAAAAUAUAUUUGCCAUUAA